This is a messenger RNA of Musa acuminata AAA Group (dessert banana), 1229 nucleotides long. Its product is annotated as brassinosteroid-responsive RING protein 1-like. The transcript has a single exon. NCBI's taxonomy places the organism in Eukaryota, Viridiplantae, Streptophyta, Magnoliopsida, Zingiberales, Musaceae. The record is from RefSeq and is a predicted model, not a curated record. Bases 501 to 1097 code for a protein of 198 amino acids.
AAGCACGCAAGAAACAAAAGUGCAGGGGCCAGAAGCCAGCUUGGGAGGGACGGAGGGGCUCGCACCUUCCUGAAACCAUCCUUUUCUCCCAUUUUUAACCGGAGGGGGAUGAGGACGAUAAUAUCCUAUCGCUUAAUCCCCCCGAAUCCUAUUUGUUAAUCAUCCUCCUACAGUUCCGUCAGCAGAUUCACAUUGGAUUUCUGCGUCAGUCCUGCCAAACUUGGUGAUAUAAAUUGCCCAAACCAGAGGUGGAGGCGGACGCACCUCCUCUGCAUACCCCGAUCCCCAUCAUUUCUUGAUCUUGUCUGGUUGAGAGAACUCGAGAGGAGCUUCGAAGAACAGGAGGACGACGACUUGGCUCUGCAGUGUCCAAUUCCCAACAUUUAGUUGAUGAGAAUUAGAGGAGCAUCAAAGAAAAGGAUAGAGAACGAGGUUGGAGGCUUGCAAGACUCUUCUUGGAUCCACUGUUAAAUAGUUGGGUGUUCUUCUUUGGGAUCGGCAUGGGGUUUCCGGUCGGCUACUCGGAGCUGUUGAUGCCGAGGAUUGUCCUCCACAUGGCCUUGAUCCUCGGCUACGUGCGGCGGUUCAUCUUCCGGGCCUUCGACGCGGUCGGCCUUGGAGACCUCCUCGACGCCGACGCCCCCUGGCCCGAGAACAGCGGCCACAGAAACCUCGACCACCAGCAGCUCCUGCAGCCGCCGCAAUCCCCGUCGGUGUCGGCGAUGCUGAUCCGGGAGGCGCUCCCGGUGGUGCGGUACGAGGAGCUGGGUGCGGCCGGGCAGCACGUCGGGGACAGCUGCGUUGUCUGCCUGUACGAGUUCGAGGCAGCGGAGGAGGUCCGGCGCCUGAGCAACUGCAGGCACGUCUUCCACCGUGGCUGCCUCGACCGGUGGCUGGAGCACCACCAGCGGACGUGCCCGCUGUGCCGCACGCCGCUCGUCCCGGGGGAGAUGCCGGUCGCCGUGGACGAUCAAAUGUGGGCUGCGGCCGGCGUCCCGGACUCAUACUACGACGACUUCUUCUCUUUUCCCUUUGCCUCGGCCUCGCCGCCGAGUCCAACUCUGCUGCUUCCCCACCAGCUCUUCUCUGCCUCUUAGGUAGCAAAUCUACCAGCAUGAGGAAGUUGGAUCGUCGAAAUUUGUAUAUAGAAUAGACUGGCAGCCACAUAGCUGAACCUGAUAUUUGUCCUGCAGAGUCGAAGAAGUACAACCUUUUAUUUUCUUCUUUCA